Molecule: messenger RNA, 2850 nt
Organism: Mesorhabditis spiculigera
Lineage: Eukaryota; Metazoa; Nematoda; Chromadorea; Rhabditida; Rhabditidae
Source: the annotation of a GenBank genome assembly
AUGCUGUAUACAACGCCAUCAACAGUCCGUCAUGGCCGAGUUUUUCGUACGUUCAGCCAGGACCUCGAAUCCGUCGCGCUGGCCGUUAUAACGUUUAUGUCGGGAGGUAUUCUAAUGUUCUUCACUUGCUUUAUCGUCACCAAAUGUUUCCAGUGCUACAAAGCCAGGUUGAGGAGGAAGAGGAGAAAGGCCCUUGGCGAGGAUGACGAAGACGAUGAUUUCAACGCCGCAUUGGCAGGUGGCCAUAUGCAAUUUGAGGAUUCUGAAGAUUCCACUGAAGAAACUGAUGACGGACGUCAGCUCCGCGACUUGCUAUGGGAUAAUGCGUACGAUCUCAAUAUUUUGCCCUCGGAGGUGAAGAAGGGCAAUCCGGAAGAAGCGGAAGCUGUCGAAGCCCUGCAUGAGCCGGAUGCCAGUUCGGAAGCACCAGAUGAUGAGCUUGAGACCGAGGUUCCAAAGGUACCGGGCAGUCAAGCUCAAACGCAGAAAGCCGAAGCUCCAAACUUUCCGAUCGUCAAUAAUCAGAUUGCGAAAGUGGCUAGCGAUAAGCCAUCAUUGAACACAACCUUGGCAUCAGCAACGCCUCCGCAACCGGAACAUGCGACAAGCACGGGAGAUUCAGUAAAUAUGAAUGGGAGCUCAGAACUGAUCGAUACCUCGUCGCCGGCUAUCAAACUGGAUUCUGCUGCCCAACUACUGCCUGGCGGAUCGACGCUUGAUCAAAGUGCCUCUGACAGCUCGGCGAAUUCGAGCAGUUCAACUUUUAAUACGGGCCCAAACUCGACAGCUUCUUCUCCCUCUCCGGUCACCACCAAUGUAUCCAGGCAAAACCUCGAAGCCAAAGUCGAGACGCUGAUCCAGCAAAUCAACGAUUUGAAAGAAAAUCUUAAUUUGGCGCUAAUGCAAAAAUCCCCGGAUCUCAAGAUGCCACCGAAAAAGUUCCAGUGGCUAAAGAAGCAGAAGGCCAAGCUCAGCCUGGGCAGGAAGCUCAAGUUCUGCAACCACAUGCCGAUGCUGACGGCUGAUGUUCCGAAGGUUCAGCCAUCGGCUCAAACCCUGCCUUCUGGAGCUCUACAACCGGGGCAACACCAACCGGAAGGAUUUCGCAACGUCGCACCGCUGAUUCCUGUGCCGGACAUUCUGCCACAGACUCAGAUCGCAGCGCAGGAACAACCAACUGCACCAAGCGCCAAGUUGGACGAAGUCGCCCCCAUAAACUUUGUUGAAAACUUUCCCCAGGCCGAAGCGCAUUCAAAACGUCUGAAGCCAACGAAAUCUGAAGCUUCCCCAAAGCAGAUGCCAAGUGAUGAAAAGCCGACCAACCCUUCGAAGUCUGCGGUGCAACAAUCCGGCCAAGCAGUUCAAAAGCAAACCCAACCCCAACAAAUGAAACUAAGGAUGAGCGGAAGAAAAGUGGAAGCCUUUGCGUUAGAUGCACGAGACAACACGGCUCACAAAGCUCCACUGUCAAAAACCGGAAAAGCGGUGGGCAACCAGCCAAAGAACAAGCCCGUACGUAAAGAACGACAGCGAAGUUUGAGUCAACGUGGACGCAAAAUCAAGAGCGACGAUGGACAAAAGGAUACGGGAGAUGGUGAGGACAGCCCCAAGGACGAUCAGCAUCAUCAAGAAGAAACGGGUAUGGUCGCGAUGAAUAAGGAUGUGACAAAGUGCGACAACUUUGCGAAACAAACGAAUGCGAUUAGCAGUGAAGUGAAGACCGUUCAAGUAACUCAAACAAUCCAUUAUGAGUCGACGCAGGCGAAAAUUGGGCUCUCCCAAACCUCGCAAGCGAACCAGUUCUUCUUUGCCGGCUGUGAAAACGCGCAGCAGUUCGAGCAGGGUGAGAUGGAGAAAAUUAAGACCCAGCAACUAGUCGCGUGGGAAGAGUUCGACGCUGCAAUCAAGGUCGGCGAUUAUGCGCUUCGGCUUUUUGAGGAUGCGUUCAAGGCCGGAUCCGACUUUGACACCAAGUUGACGGCACUUUGGCAAAAGGACUGCGAUCUCGAAUUGGUGCUAGCCGGUCACUCGAUGGGCGCGUGCGUGGCGCAAAUGAUCGCCCUUACGGUGAUUACCAGGCAAAGAUGGCGCCGUACCGGCGUUAGAUAUUUUGGAUUCGGAGCGCCGCGAUGCGGCAAUGAGUUGUUUGGCUUUAAGGAGGACAAGGACUAUGUCUUCAAGCCGACCGCUGAGUGGCAAGAAACCGGUGUGGCCGAGGACCUUGGCUCGCACUUUGGAUUCAAUAAAUUUAACGACACGGCGAUGGAGAUCACUUGCUGCAUAAACGACUCGGACUGUGCUGCUCUGAGUAUGGAAUGCGGCACGAAGGGAGUUUGCAAGGCGCCAGCACUGAUGAUCGAUCAACUGGAUAUUAUGACCGUGGACCAAACGCAACCACGUAUACGGGGUACAUGUGGCUGCUACCGGAAAUAUUUACGCGGAUUGGACUACAGCCUAUUCUAUAUAUCGCUCUAUAGCUCACAGGCCGACCAACAAUAUCGUCCAGGGCUUCUAAAAUUCCUCAAGGAGACAAAAGCGAUGGGCAGGAAAAUCGAGUUAUUUUUCUUUCAACAAUACGAGGGCGAAGGCGCGGAAAAGGACAACAAUGAGAAAAACUUUGAAAAAAUGAAAAAAGAGCUGCCCGAAGACACAAUUCUACGACCCUACCAUCCGGAACACUCCGUGCAACUCGCGCAAAAAGUUCAUGCCACCUUAGUCCCGUGGUUUGUGCUGUGGAGGAAGGGGAAGAUGGUGCAAAUCGACCAGAAGGAGCUUGUAAAAGGCUUUUGGGAUAUUCACUUGGGGGCCAAUACGACGAAGGCCUUCCUGGAAGCGGUGGAUAAAAUUCAA